AUUGUCUUCGACUUCUAUUUCCUCGUCUGGUUUUCGAAAAAGCGUCGAUAGGGCAGGCACAGAGUGGAGGAUGGUGGCGCCGAAUUUGAAAGCGGAGACGCUUUCAUUGAGCGAGAAGAGAGCUUCAAUGGAGGCGGAGAUGAACGCCAUAAUCGCGCAGCUCUCAGUGCCAGGAGGACCUGGUAUCACCGGCAAUCUCGUUGAUUCGGAGGGGUUUCCUCGAUCAGAUAUAGAUAUCCCUGCCGUCCGGGCGCAGCGAGCUCGUCUUCUUGUACUCCGGAAUGAUCACAAUGCGAUCACUGCAAAAAUAGAUGAAAAUUUGCAAGUUCUGCACUCAGCCAAAUUAGCUAGAAACGAACCCCAACCCCAACCCCAACCCCAUUCAGAUUCAUCAGCUUCUGUUCAUGAUAGAACAUCUCAAACUUCUCACGUUGUUGUCGACCCGAUUGCAAGAAUUCCAUUUGCUGUGGUUGAUGAGAUAAGCGAAGUUUCUCCAGCAGCAGAAGAUGGGUUGCAACUUGGAGACCAGAUCAUAAAGUUUGGGAGUGUUGAAAUAGGUGAUCCAUUGAUGGCAAGGCUUGCUUCAGAAGCACAGUCAAAUGAAGGCCAUCCUGUUCCUCUGCUGAUAAUGAGGCAGGGUAUUCUAAUGAAUUUCACUGUAACACCUAGACGCUGGCAUGGCCGUGGACUGUUGGGAUGCCAUUUUCGAAUUUUAUGACAAUUAUUCAAGGAUGAGUAACCGUAAGAAAUAUUUUUACUGGUGAAGUUGUGGCUGUUAUGGACCACUUGUGGUUGCUGCUGCUACUUUUUCUAUAAAUUUGAAGAAAGACGUUCGUAUGCUUUUUUUUUUACCUAUUAACUCCAGUAUUAAAGUUGAAGAAAGGGACUUUAAUCAGUGCUUGCAGGUGUUUUUAUGGGUUCAGCUUGUCUUUAUGAAUUGUCUUUUCAAUGUAUCUUAGAUAUGCGGACAUGUGCUGAUGGAAAUGUAAGGUGACACAGCUGAACCUUUAAUUCACUAUGCACCUCAUGUUGUGAAGAGAA
Molecule: messenger RNA, 1041 nt
Organism: Phalaenopsis equestris
Lineage: Eukaryota; Viridiplantae; Streptophyta; Magnoliopsida; Asparagales; Orchidaceae
Product: 26S proteasome non-ATPase regulatory subunit 9
Exons: 6
Coding region: 71-718 (215 amino acids)
Biological process (GO): proteasome regulatory particle assembly
Cellular component (GO): cytoplasm; nucleus
Molecular function (GO): protein binding
Source: RefSeq, a predicted model, not a curated record